GGCCUACCAAACAUCAAGGCCAAACUCCCCUCGCGAAACUGGAUGAUCUUCCUCUCCAUCACCGGAUCCUUUGCAGCAGCCGUCUACUACGACAAGCGCGAAACAUCCCGUCUCCAGAAGAAAUACUGCGAUAUGGUCGCUCCCCUCUCCGAGGUCAUUCUGCCCACAACCACAAUGCCCAGGAAAAUGACCAUCUACCUACAAGCGCCGCCAGCCGACGGCCUAAGAAACGCCAGAGAACAUUUCUACGAAUACGUGAAGCCUGUUCUGGUAGCAGGAGCUAUGGAUUGGGAUGUUGUCGAAGGCAGAAGAGAGGGAGACUUGCGUUUCGGAGCUGCAGAAAAGAUCAGAAGAUACAGGCGGAAAGCUGAAGGUCUCGACGAGGACACUGUCGAGCCUACGAAAGACCAGAUCGUCGCCGAGCAGCGAGAACGCGUUGGCUGUGUCGAUGAGGCUGGCGUCAAGGGAGACCUGGUCGUUGGCAGACACGCGUGGAAGGAAUAUCUACGCGGCACACACGAAGGCUGGCUGGGCCCCUUGAAAGAGCCUGUCCAGCUCGAGCAGACCGACGACGUCAAGCAGCACAUCGAUGGCGCACCCUCACUGGGCGAUGCAGCCGUCAAAGCAGCCACCGAUCUGACCAUGAAGGACACUCCUCCCACCGCUUCCUCGGGCUCGUCAACAACCACAAACUCAAACUCGAUCGUCUUCGACUCAAAUGCCGACGACUCUGCAAACACAGCCCCUGAGUCCCUCCCCGACCCGCCAAAGGAAGAAGCACCCGUCAAACCAAAACUCACAAAACCCGACCCCUACAUCUCAACCUCCGCCUACCCCACUGCCACCUUGCCAUCAUCCAUGCCCGGUUCCCUUGGCCCAACCAUCGCAAUUCCCCUGCCUCACCUCCUAGGCUUCUGGAACUUCCCCAUCCGAAUUUACCGUUUCCUCAACCGUCGUUAUGUUGCAGAAGAGAUCUUCUCUCGUACCGCUGCCGCUGUUCUCGCGUCUCACCGCGAAUUCCAAAACUCCGACAUUGAUUACCUGUCACACGAAGAAAAGGAAUGGCACAAGAGCGUGAGGAAGCCCAAGGCUGACUCUGAAGCCGAAGAGGGUGCCGUUCAACAAGAGAAGAAGGAAAGAUUGUGGUUGGAUGAAGUUGUUGUCGAUGAUAGAGUUACAUCGAGAAUGCGUGUCUUUGAGUUGCCCGCCGAAGGCCAGUUGCCUGUAUCAAAUCUGGAGCGAAACAACACACAGCAGCCAGCUUGGACCUACCAGGGUGGUGCCUCUACUAACAAGGAGUAA
Messenger RNA from Aureobasidium namibiae CBS 147.97, 1302 nucleotides. RefSeq lists its product as uncharacterized. NCBI's taxonomy places the organism in Eukaryota, Fungi, Ascomycota, Dothideomycetes, Dothideales, Saccotheciaceae. The annotation marks the transcript as partial. The transcript has a single exon. The record is from RefSeq and is a predicted model, not a curated record.